Messenger RNA from Parastagonospora nodorum SN15, 477 nucleotides. RefSeq lists its product as hypothetical. The coding region runs from base 1 to 477 and encodes 158 amino acids. The transcript has a single exon. NCBI's taxonomy places the organism in Eukaryota, Fungi, Ascomycota, Dothideomycetes, Pleosporales, Phaeosphaeriaceae. The record is from RefSeq and is a predicted model, not a curated record.
AUGGACGACCGCGAUUACUACGCUGAUCUAGGCCUUACGCUGUACGCCAGUAUGUCUCAGAUCAAGGCAGCCUUCCAUGCCCUCGCUAAGCAGCAUCAUCCCGACAAGUCAGGCAGCUCUGAUACCACGGCCUUUCGAUGCAUCCGAGAGGCCUUCGAAAAGCUUUCAGAUGUCGAGUUCAAGAUGGAAUACGAUCGCAACUUCCGAGGCAAGCGAAUGCAUUUCGACAGUAACGUCGGAUAUGGUCCUACCAGAACCGCCGCAUAUGAGGCUGAGGUUGCAAGCGAGGCCAAAUCCGCAAAGCAAUCGGCGGAUGAAGCAUAUGAUGAGAUGGUGAGGCGAUCUCCACCACCAAAGCCGCCGGCGCGCAAGUUCAACGAGUCCGGUCGGUCGUACUUCUUCUCCAGGGCAUACACGGCAUGGGCAAAGCGUGACACUGUCUACCGUCAGAAACACCCCACCUACGAUGAAGCGUAA